UGACAGGCGCCACGCAGGGUCCACGCCAGCACGCAUGGACAGGCAUCUGGUUCACGCGCAUAUUGUUAUUUAGUUGCCGCGACUCGACCACAACAACCGUCGAUGCUCCACUCACUACUGCUGACCGCCCCCUUUACGCACCUGCACCAGGGACCGCAAUCACGCACCACUCUGCUGUGCAUGUCCUCCAUGUUCCACACAUGACCGCCGCACAAUAUCUGCCGCCACUGGCCUCCGCUCCUUUACACAGCACCCCCGUAAUCUUGGACUUUAAACACUAAUCGGUCUACACCAUGGCGUCAGGCGGCGGCAAUAUCAAGGUCGUGGUGAGGUGUAGACCCUUCAACGGCCGAGGUAAGACGAAACAGCCUGCGCGAGCUGUGUCGCUGCUGACAGGCUCCAGAGAAGCAGCGCAAUGCUCAAUGCAUUGUCGAGAUGAAGGGCGACCAGACGAUCCUACGGGCCCCGUCGAAUGUUUCUGUCCAGGGAAAAGCUGCAAAAGCUGCCGCCGAAGGCACCAAGACGUUUGCGUUUGACCGCUCCUACUGGUCCUUCGACCGCGAUGCGCCCAACUAUGCAGGACAGGACAACCUGCACGAGGACCUGGGGAAGCCGUUGCUGGACAAUGCGUUCCAGGGAUACAACAACUGCAUCUUUGCGUACGGCCAGACGGGUUCGGGGAAGUCGUACUCGAUGAUGGGUUACGGGACAGAGUACGGAAUCAUCCCCAAGAUCUCCCAGGACAUGUUCGAGAGAAUUACAGAAAUGCAAAAGGACAAGAACCUGAGCUGCACGGUCGAGGUUUCCUACCUGGAGAUCUACAACGAACGCGUCCGCGAUCUCCUGAACCCCUCGAACAAGGGCAACCUCAGGGUCCGCGAGCACCCUUCGACCGGUCCAUACGUUGAAGACUUGGCGAAGCUGGUGGUCCAGUCGUUCCCGGACAUUGAGAACCUCAUGGACGAGGGAAACAAGGCCCGAACCGUUGCCGCAACCAACAUGAACGAGACGUCCUCCCGAUCGCACGCCGUCUUCACCGUAACCCUCACACAAAAGCGUCACGACGCACAGGCCGGCAUGAGCGGCGAAAGAGUCGCCAAGAUCAGUCUGGUUGAUUUGGCUGGAUCAGAAAGAGCGCAGUCUACCGGAGCCACGGGUGCACGCUUGAAGGAAGGUGCCGAGAUCAACAGGUCGCUGUCAACACUGGGUCGUGUUAUUGCAGCGCUAGCAGAUCAGUCAACAGCAGGGAAAAAGAAGGUCCAAGUGCCGUACCGAGACUCGGUUUUGACCUGGCUGUUGAAAGAUUCGCUGGGAGGAAACAGCAUGACUGCCAUGGUUGCUGCCAUCUCGCCCGCCGACAUCAACUUUGACGAGACCCUCUCCACGCUUCGAUAUGCCGACUCUGCGAAACGCAUCAAGAACCACGCCGUCGUCAACGAGGACCCGAAUGCGCGCAUGAUUCGUGAGCUCAACGAAGAGCUGGCAAAACUUCGCUCGCAACUCAGUGGAGGCGGCGGAGGCGGUGCGGGCGGUAUGGUUGCAGAGCAGUACGCACCGGGCACCCCGCUGGAGCAGCAGAUUGUCACAAUCACCGAAGCGGACGGGACCGAGAAGAAGGUUUCCAAGGCUGAGAUUGUGGAGAAACUGAAUCAGUCCGAGAAGCUGUACAAGGAUCUGAACCAGACAUGGGAAGAGAAGCUGCAAAAGACCGAAGAGAUCCACAAGGAGCGAGAGGCUGCUUUGGAAGAGCUUGGUAUCAGCAUUGAGAAGGGAUUCGUUGGUCUGUCCACACCGAAGAACAUGCCCCAUUUGGUCAACCUGAGUGACGAUGCGCUUAUGAAUGAGUGCCUCAUCUACAAUCUCAAGCCUGGAACUACUGCCGUAGGCAACUCCGACACCAUGGACCAAACUGCAACAAUCCGCUUGAACGGCUCGCAGAUACUCGCGCACCACUGCGACCUCGAGAACGUGGACGGUACAGUCACCGUAGUUCCCCAGGAAGGCGCAAGCAUCAUGGUGAACGGACUUCGAAUCGACAAGCCAACGCAGCUAAGAAGCGGUCACCGCAUCAUCCUUGGUGACUUCCACAUCUUCAGGUUCAACAAUCCAGGAGAAGUCAGAGCCGAGCGCGCCGAAAUUGGAAAGAGUUUGCUGCGACACUCCGUACACGCCAGUCAGCUCAACUCUCCCUCACCCGCACCGCGACCCGGACACGAUAGAACCCACAGCGCAAUCAGCCUCGCCAAUUCAGAAUUCGACCCGGAUAGCCCGAGAGCAUCUUCGCCCGCUUUCUGGCAGCGCGGAAAGGAGUCGGAGUUCUCAUUCGCGCGGAGAGAAGCUCUCGCUGCAUGGUUGGGACCAGACAAGCGCCUCGACAAUCUGCCGGACGAUGAGUUCGACGCCAUCAUUGAUGAUCUCCAAAGACAACGCGACAAUCGCAAAGCUGGUAACGCGAAUCGUCUCUUCGAGCAGGACGAAGACAUGGAGUCGACAUCGUCAUAUCCCAUACGCGAGAAAUACGCGUCCAACGGAACCAUCGACAACUUCUCGCUGGAUACAGUGCUGACCUCGCCAUCGACGCCGCAGUAUGAGGAUAGUGAGAAGAUGCGAGAGCUGAAAGGCGACAUGCAAGACAAAUUGGACAAGCAAAAGGAGGACUAUCGAACCAAGCUCAAGGCUGACGAAGAAGCUAAGGUGGAGCUGACCCAACUGCGCGCUGCCAAGGAAGAGAUGGAGGCGAAGCUGAGACAACAGAAAGAGACGUUCGAGCGCCAAUUGAGAAAGCUGGGGGUCGAGCCAGAGCCAGAGCCAGAGGGUGAGGCUACACCCGCGGCAGACGGUCUGACUGAGCAGCAGCUUGCGCUUGCGACAACGGCCUUCCAGCACUGGCGAAAACGGAAAUAUGUCAUAAUGGCUGAGACGAUCCUGCAGAACGCUGCAACCCUGAAAGAAGCGCAGGUCAUGAGCCAGCAGAUGGAUAAGAAUGUCGUUUUCCAGUUCUGCAUCGUUGAUGUCGGCCAGACUGUACCGUCGACAUACGAUCUCAUCAACCUUGCUGACACCGGUGAGGAAGACGACGACGAUCUGGACGACACACCAAAACCUUGUGUCGGCGUACGUGUGAUUGACUUCAAGCACGAAGUGAUACAUCUGUGGUCCCUACAGAAGCUACGUCAACGCGUGCGGCGGAUGCAUCAGAUGCAUCAGUACAUGAACCGGCCUGAGUAUAUGCAGCACUUCAACCCGGAGAGUCCAUUCUCGGACCCCUGUAUGCCCGAAUUCUCUCGCAUUGGCGACGUCGACGUCCCUCUCGCUGCUGUCUUCGAGUCGAGAGUGCGAGACAUGAAGCUCGAUGUCAUCUCACCAUACACGGCCAACCCAAUAGGCAUCAUCCAUCUGUCGGUAGAGCCGUCCUCGGCGGAAGCGCCGACAACCACACUCAACUUCAGCGUCACCUUGCACGAGCUUGUCGGAUUCCCUGAGCGGGAGGGGACUGACGUCCAUGCUCUGCUGUAUUUGCCUACUCUUUCGAAAGAAGGAGGCGCAACAAGCACCAUGUUUAUGAACAAGUUCGACGAGGGGCCUAUCCGUUUCCAGACCUUCCACAGCAUGAGCAUACCAUACCCGAGUCCAACAGAUACGUUCCUGCGCGUGGCUGUCUUUGCACGAGUAACGUCGAUGCAUCUUGACAAGCUCCUGAGUUGGGACGAUAUGCGAGAUCAGGCGCCUCAGCGAAAGCCCAAGCGCCGUGCUGCGCGGAUAGCGGAAUCGGAGUUCUACACCGAAGACACCCACGAUAUCUUCUCCCGCAUUCAGAUCCAGGAGAUCACUGACGACGGAACGUACCAGCCGGUCGAAGUAACCCAGAGCAGCGUACUGGAUGCUGGUGUGUACCAGCUGCAUCAGGGCCUGGCAAGGCGUGUUGUUGUGAACCUUACACAUACUUGCGGCGAUGUCCUACAGUGGCAGAACGUUACCUCUAUGCGCAUGGGCCGCAUUCGUCUAAUCGAUGCAUCUGGCAAUGCUCCAGGAAUCGACUCUCCUGUCCGACAAGUCCCCAUCGACUUGACCGCGCCACCAACGGUCAAGGACAACGCCGACGGCACCACAAACGUCAAGUUCAUAGGCCGCUGGGACAGCACAGCCCACGGCUCUCUCCUCCUCGAUCGCGCCACCCAGGAAAAGUACCGCGUGCAAGCCAACCUGCUCUUCAAUGUCACAUCCGCCAAGCUCGACGAGCCGAUGGUGUUCUCCCUCGACAUCAACAUGCAAAUCCGCAACCGCGCCUACAUCCGUCAGACCUCUCUCUUCUCGCUCUCCAACCUCUGGAAUCAGGUCAAGGUCGUCCAUUCCACAGUUGGCAUCUUCAACGUCGCCAUCCGCCCGACCUCCGUUAAGCGCGCCACCGACCUGUGGCGCAUGAACACGCGCGAGGACUACGUCAAGGGCGAAGAAGACCUCGCAGACUGGACACCGCGUGGCGUCUCGCUGGUCAAAGACUACAUCGGCGUCGAGCGGCGGCGCCGCCGCAUCGCCGAAAUAGAACUCGCGCGCACCGUGCUGAGCCCGAAGAUGCUCAGCAUCGCAAAGCCCGAGGCCACCAUCACGGGUGCGGAACAGGAGCUCGACGCCCGCCAGAAGCAGCUCCUCGAGAAGACGCUGACCCUCUGGACCGCCCACCGCGCGCCCGAAUCCACAAUCCUAUCCGCAUCCAACCUCGAGCCGCCCUUGGCGGGCGCCGCAUUCGCACCCACGUCCUCGCGCGGCACUUCGCCCAGCCCGCGGCCCAGCCUGACGGCCACGGUGCGCUUCGUGCACAAGAACCCGCACCUCCUCAAGGCCAGCUUCCUGCUGACCCCGGACCCGACAAACACACGCUGGAUCCGGCGCUACGUCGAGCUGCGCCGCCCGUAUCUGCACGUGUACAGCGUCGACGGCGACGCGCUCAACGCCGUCAACCUGACCAACGCCCGCGUCAACCACUCCCCCGAGCUGGCGCGGCUCAUGAACACCGGCACCGCGGGGAGGGCGCAUGCGAGGAAUGUGUCCGACGGCGUCACGCCGCAGCAGCAGGAUACGAUUUUCGCCGUCUUUGCGAGGACGAACACGUAUGUCUUCCGCGCCAAGAGCGAGAGGGAGAAGAUUGAGUGGAUUUUGAGAAUUGAUCAGGGAUACUUUUCUAGCGGGGAGGACUCGGGGUGAGCCGGCUGCGAGGCGGUGCCGGGGUUGAGGAUGCAGCGUGAGGGAACGGGCGUCGCCCUCGUUGGGAUCGGCGUUUGACUGGCGGGCGUUGGAUAUAGUUCAUGUGUUUUAUGUGUGGCGUGGAUACCCAGC
Molecule: messenger RNA, 5334 nt
Organism: Didymella exigua CBS 183.55
Lineage: Eukaryota; Fungi; Ascomycota; Dothideomycetes; Pleosporales; Didymellaceae
Product: kinesin
Exons: 1
Coding region: 436-5202 (1588 amino acids)
Biological process (GO): microtubule-based movement; cytoskeleton-dependent intracellular transport
Cellular component (GO): microtubule; kinesin complex
Molecular function (GO): ATP binding; microtubule motor activity; ATP hydrolysis activity
Source: RefSeq, a predicted model, not a curated record